GUCAGUGCGGAGCGGCGCUGAGGCGAGCGCGGCCCCCGUUCCUCCCGGCGCGGCCUCGCUCUCCUCCCUCCCCUUUCUCCCCUCCCUCCAUUCCCUCCCUCGCCCUUCCCGCUCCAUUCCCGGCGGCGGGGGGGUCUCCCGGCCUCGGUGGAGGCGGCGAUGGGGAUGGCCGGGUUUUUGUCGCUGCGCUGCCCCGCCGGCUGCUGACCCCGCUGCGCCCGCGUCCCGCGGACACCCCGCGCCAGAAAACACCAACAAGAAGGAUAACUUGAAAGGCUCUUGUUGACUUCAGUUCCUUGACUGCACUGCAAGCAGCCAGGAUGUCGGGGGCUUCGGUGAAGGUGGCUGUUCGGGUCCGGCCUUUCAAUUCCCGAGAAACCAGCAAAGAGUCCAAAUGUAUCAUCCAGAUGCAAGGCAAUUCAACCAGUAUUAUCAACCCAAAGAAUCCUAAGGAAGCACCAAAGUCCUUCAGCUUUGACUACUCCUAUUGGUCCCACACAUCGCCUGAAGAUCCCUGCUUUGCAUCCCAGAGCCGUGUGUACAAUGAUAUUGGGAAGGAGAUGCUGCUGCACGCCUUCGAGGGCUACAACGUGUGCAUCUUUGCCUAUGGCCAGACUGGAGCUGGGAAAUCCUACACCAUGAUGGGCAAGCAGGAGGAGAGCCAAGCAGGCAUCAUUCCCCAGCUAUGUGAAGAGCUAUUUGAGAAAAUCAAUGACAACAGUAAUGAGGAAAUGUCAUAUUCUGUAGAGGUGAGUUACAUGGAGAUCUACUGUGAGAGAGUCAGAGACUUGCUGAACCCGAAGAACAAAGGGAAUUUGCGGGUGCGAGAACAUCCUCUCCUUGGCCCCUACGUGGAAGAUCUGUCCAAGUUAGCAGUGACAUCUUACACAGACAUUGCAGACCUCAUGGAUGCUGGGAACAAAGCCAGGACUGUGGCAGCCACCAACAUGAACGAAACCAGCAGCCGCUCUCACGCUGUGUUUACAAUUGUCUUUACCCAGAAGAAACAUGACACAGAGACUGACCUUUCCACAGAGAAGGUCAGCAAGAUCAGCCUGGUGGACCUGGCUGGCAGUGAGCGGGCGGACUCCACUGGUGCCAAAGGAACCCGGCUAAAGGAAGGAGCAAAUAUAAACAAGUCUCUCACCACUCUGGGCAAAGUUAUUUCAGCAUUGGCUGAAGUGGAUAACUGCACCAGCAAGAGCAAAAAGAAGAAGAAGACAGACUUUAUACCCUACAGGGAUUCUGUACUAACGUGGCUUCUUCGAGAAAAUCUAGGUGGUAACUCCAGAACUGCAAUGGUUGCUGCUCUCAGUCCAGCAGACAUAAACUACGAUGAAACUCUGAGCACUUUAAGGUAUGCUGACCGUGCAAAGCAGAUCAAGUGCAAUGCUGUCAUCAACGAGGAUCCCAACGCCAAGCUGGUGCGGGAGCUGAAGGAGGAGGUGACGAGGCUCAAGGAUCUCCUGCGUGCCCAAGGCCUGGGGGAUAUCAUUGACAUUGAUCCACUGGGAGAUGAAUACUCUGGAAGUGGAGGCAAAUAUUUGAAAGAUUUUCAGAACAAUAAGCAUAGAUACUUGCUAGCCUCCGAGAAUCAACGUCCUGGCAAUUUUUCCACAGCCUCCAUGGGGUCCCUCACUGCAUCUCCAUCCUCCUGCUCUCUCAGUAGUCAGGUGGGCUUAACAUCUGUGUCCAGUAUACAGGAAAGAAUCAUGUCAACACCUGGAGGAGAAGAGGCCAUUGAGCGUUUGAAGGAAUCUGAGAAGAUCAUUGCAGAGCUGAAUGAAACAUGGGAAGAGAAACUGAGGAAAACAGAGGCCAUUAGGAUGGAAAGGGAGGCCUUGUUGGCAGAAAUGGGGGUUGCCAUUCGGGAAGAUGGAGGAACACUGGGAGUCUUCUCACCCAAAAAGACUCCUCAUCUUGUAAACCUUAAUGAAGAUCCACUCAUGUCUGAAUGUCUGCUGUACUACAUCAAAGAUGGCAUCACAAGGGUGGGGCAGGCGGACGCCGAGCGCAGGCAGGACAUUGUUCUGAGCGGGGCUCACAUCAAGGAGGAGCACUGCGUCUUCCGCAGCGAGAGGAACAACAACGGUGAAGUUAUUGUUACUUUGGAGCCUUGUGAGCGAUCAGAAACCUACGUGAAUGGCAAGAGGGUUGUGCAGCCUGUGCAGCUGCGCUCAGGAAAUCGCAUCAUCAUGGGUAAAAAUCAUGUCUUCAGAUUCAACCACCCAGAGCAAGCACGAGCAGAAAGAGAGAAAACUCCAUCAGCUGAGACUCCCUCAGAGCCAGUGGACUGGACAUUUGCUCAGAGGGAGCUUCUGGAGAAGCAGGGCAUUGACAUGAAGCAAGAGAUGGAGAAAAGAUUACAAGAAAUGGAGAUCUUAUAUAAGAAAGAGAAGGAGGAAGCUGAUCUCUUGUUGGAGCAGCAAAGACUGGACUAUGAGAGUAAACUGCAGGCCCUCCAGAAGCAGGUAGAGACACGGUCCUUGGCAGCUGAAACAACAGAGGAGGAGGAGGAGGAGGAGGAGGAAGUGCCCUGGACACGCCAUGAAUAUGAACUUGCCCAGUGGGCUUUCAGGAAGUGGAAAUUCCACCAGUUCACUUCACUGAGGGACCAGCUCUGGGGAAAUGCAGUGUAUCUGAAGGAAGCCAAUGCCAUCAGUGUAGAGUUAAAGAAGAAGGUGCAGUUCCAGUUCGUGCUGCUCACGGACACCCUGUACUCGCCGCUGCCGCCGGAGCUGCUGCCCCAGCCCGAGCCCGACAAGAGCCGCGAGCGCCGGCCCUUUCCCCGCACCGUGGUGGCUGUGGAGGUGCAGGACCUCAAGAAUGGAGCAACACAUUACUGGUCCUUGGAAAAACUCAAGCAGAGGCUGGAGCUGAUGCGGGAGAUGUACGACCGGGCGGGGGACGUGGCCUCCAGCAGCCAGGAGGAGCCCGAGGGCUCCAUGACGGGCAGUGACCCCUUCUACGACCGCUUCCACUGGUUCAAGCUCGUGGGCAGCUCCCCCAUAUUCCAUGGCUGCGUCAACGAGCGCCUGGCCGAUCGCACGCCCUCCCCCACUUUCUCCACGGCCGACUCCGACAUCACUGAGCUGGCAGAUGAGCAGCAGGAUGAGAUGGAGGACUUUGAUGAUGAGGCCUUUGUGGAUGACACUGGCUCCGACGUUGGGACUGAGGAGGGAUCAGACCUCUUCAAUGAUGGGCGCGACCCGUUUUACGACCGAUCCCCUUGGUUCAUUUUAGUGGGAAGAGCGUUCGUGUACCUGAGCAACCUGCUGUACCCAGUGCCCCUGAUCCACAGGGUGGCCGUGGUCAGCGAGAAGGGCGAGGUGCGCGGCUUCCUGCGCGUGGCUGUGCAGGCCAUAGCAGCUGAUGAAGAAGCCCCAGAUUAUGGAUCUGGUAUUCGACAGUCUGGGACUGCUAAAAUUUCAUUUGACAAUGAGUAUUUUGAUAAGAAUGAUUUUUCUUCAGUUGCCAUGACUCGGUCUGGGCUGUCACUGGAGGAGUUAAGGAUUGUGGAAGGGCAAGGACAGAAUUCAGAGGUUACCACUCCUCCAGAGGAGAUCAACAGAAUGAAUGAGCUGGACUUGAAGUCAGCCACUUUGGAUGGAAAGAUGACCAUGGAAGGAUUCACUGAGGAAAUUGGUGAUCACCUGAAGCUGGGCAGUGUGUUUACCUUCCGUGUGACAGUGCUCCAGGCCAGUGGCAUCCUGCCCGAAUAUGCAGAUAUUUUCUGCCAGUUCAACUUUCUGCAUCGACAUGAUGAAGCUUUCUCAACAGAACCUCUCAAAAACAAUGGCCGAGGGACUCCCCUUGGGUUUUACCAUGUUCAGAAUAUUGCUGUGGAAGUGACAGAAUCGUUUGUGGAGUACAUCAAAACAAAGCCUAUUGUCUUUGAAGUCUUUGGACAUUAUCAGCAGCAUCCUCUCCACCUGCAAGGACAGGAUCUCAACAGCCCUCCACAGCCUUCUCGAAGAUUCUUUCCUCCCCCGAUGCCGCUGUCCAAGCCAGUGCCAGCUACAAAGCUGAAUACUAUGAGCAAGCCCAGCUUGGGCCAGAGUGUGAGCAAAUACGACCUCCUUGUGUGGUUUGAGAUCAGUGAACUGGAGCCAACAGGGGAGUACAUCCCUGCCAUCGUGGAUCACACCGGGGGCCUGCCCUGCCAGGGCACCUUCCUGCUGCACCAGGGAAUCCAGCGCAGGAUCACGGUGACCAUCAUCCAUGAGAAGGGCAGUGAGCUGCACUGGAAGGAUGUGCGAGAGCUGGUGGUUGGGCGUAUAAGAAAUAAAGCAGAGGUGGAUGAAGCUGCUGUGGAUGCCAUUUUGUCUUUGAAUAUUAUCUCUGCAAAGUACCUGAAGUCCUCUCACAGCUCCAACAGGACUUUCUACCGGUUCGAGGCAGUUUGGGACAGUUCCUUGCACAACUCCCUGCUCCUCAAUCGAGUGACACCCUAUGGGGAGAAGAUCUACAUGACCCUUUCUGCCUACCUGGAGCUGGACCACUGCAUCCAGCCCGCUGUGAUCACCAAGGAUGUUUGCAUGGUGUUCUACUCGCGGGACGCCAAGAUCUCGCCCCCGCGCUCCCUGCGCAGCCUCUUCGGCAGCGGCUACUCCAAGUCCCCCGACUCCAAUCGAGUAACUGGGAUCUAUGAACUGAGUUUAUGCAAAAUGGCAGACACAGGAAGUCCAGGAAUGCAGAGGAGGAGGAGGAAAGUCCUGGAUACUUCUGUGGCCUAUGUGAGGGGAGAAGAGAACCUGGCAGGUUGGAGGCCCAGGGGUGACAGCCUCAUUUUAGAGCAUCAGUGGGAACUGGAGAAACUGGAGCUGCUGCAUGAGGUGGAAAAAACCCGACAUUUUCUUCUGCUUCGUGAGAAGCUUGGUGACAGCAUCCCCAAGUCCCUGAGUGACUCCUUGUCUCCCAGCCUGAGCAGUGGAACCCUCAGCACCUCCACCAGCAUCUCCUCCCAGAUUUCAACCACGACCUUCGAGAGCGCGGUGACGCCCAGCGAGAGCAGCGGCUACGACUCGGCCGACAUCGAGAGCCUGGUGGACAGGGAGAAGGAGCUGGCCACCAAGUGUCUGCAGCUUCUUACUCAUACCUUCAAUCGGGAAUUCAACCAGGUGUACAACAGCAUCAGUGAUUGUAAGCUCUCAGACAUUUCUCCCAUCGGGCGGGACCCGUCCGUGUCCAGUUUCAGCAGUGCAACCCUCACCCCCUCCUCCACCUGCCCUUCUCUGGUGGAUUCCAGGUGCAAUUCAGUGGAUCAGAAGACACCAGAAGCAAAUUCUCGUGCCUCUAGUCCCUGUCAUGAGGUGGAACAGUUCCAGAUAAUUCCUGCAGUAGAAACUUCUUAUCUUGCCAGAGCUGGAAAGAAUGAGUUCCUAAACCUUGUUCCUGACAUUGAGGAAAUCAGACCAGGCUCUGUGGUGUCAAAGAAAGGAUACCUCCACUUCAAGGAGCCACUCUCCAGCUCCUGGGCCAAGCACUUUGUGGUGGUUCGCCGUCCCUACGUUUUUAUUUACAACAGUGACAAAGAUCCUGUAGAAAGAGGACUCAUAAACUUAUCCACAGCUCAGGUGGAAUACAGUGAGGAUCAACAGGCAAUGGUAAAGACACCCAACACGUUUGGAGUGUGCACCAAGCACCGUGGGGUGCUGCUGCAGGCCAUCAAUGACAAGGACAUGAAUGACUGGUUGUACGCCUUCAACCCUCUCCUCGCAGGCACAAUUCGGUCCAAACUGGCUCGAAGGCGCACGGGCCAGAUGAAGUACUGAGUCCAUGCAAUGUUCUCAUCUGUCCUCCCACUCACCUGCCAUAGAUAGUGUUACCUCUCAUUUCUCUUUGUGAUUCUUGAUGGUUUCUCUUGUAUGUAAUCCUGUGGCUUUAACAUCCCCCACCUUCCCCACUCCUUCAGCACAUUUUCUAGUAUCCUAACCCUUCCUUGUUUCUUUUCAUCCAUACCAGAAUUGUACUAGUAGCAUGUGGCCAAACAAAAAGAGAAAGGAAAAAAAAAAUCAAAAAACUCGAGUGAUUAUGCACGACUCUAAAAAGAAAAAAAAAAUAUUUUUUUUCCCUAUAACAAUUGUUUUCCCAUUUCAACUGACCUGUUGGUGUCUGUCCCACUGCCCACUGUCUGUCUAGACUGCUACAGGGUUUUCAUUCAAUCUGUGACUUGGCAGUGGUCAUUGGUUCCCUCAGGGCAAAGUUCCAAUGCCAGGGAAAGAUAAAUUGUUUAAUGAGACAUUACCCAGCCAGGAACUGCAAUGGCUCCUCAGGCUUUCUGGAUCCAGCCUCGAAGUUACGCUCUGUGGAAAGCUGAUAUUGGACAAAUCUAUCUGGGCAGACUGGAUUUUGGACUUUGUGCAACUUCUGAGUUUCCAGGGUGCAGCAGGCUAAGGCAUGAGCUAGGAAAAGUUAGGGAACAAACCAGGAGGGGCUGGCUAGAGCAAUCUGCCUUUAAACUCUUGCUGUGGGGUUGCAGGUGAACACUGCUUGGCUUUAGCUCUUUCCCAGAAGAGUUUCCAUCAGCACUCACUCCUCAGCCUCCAGCUGAGCUGAGCAGACUGUGCUGGUAUGAGGGAAAUAGACCACAGACUGAAAUACGAGAUAAAAUCCCCAAAAUUUCAGAUGCUCGAGCUGUGUAUUUGACAGAUGGAGAGUGUUAAAUGGAAAUGAAAGUGCAGUUGGUCCCUGGAUCACCAUGGAGGGCAGACCCCCUCUUCCUCCUCCAGUCCUGACUUCCAGGUUCUGCAGGAACAGUUCUCACCUCUCUGGAGGAGAUUCAGGGCUCCCUUGGCUGUCUCAGGGUAGCAGCUCUGCAGCAUUGUUCCCUUACCUGAAAUGCUUCCACAUCACCCACCUGUCCAUGGAGCAUCCAAGGUCUGUGGAACAGCACCUGCAGUGUUCUCCAGGGAGCUGCAGGACACUUGCAGUUCCUUUUGAAGUAACUGCUGAGUGUCUCCUCAUUUCCCUGCUGCAAUUGUCAUCAGCUAAACCCCACUGUCUUCAGAGUUAAUCCUUCCUGGGGAAUAGAGCAAGUGGAUUCUGGUCCUGUUCUUGACCUACAGUAAGUUCUUGUGGCCAAAGCUUUGGUCCUUGCCCAAGAAAGAAAAGCAGAAUGAAUUUCCUUUUGGGGAACUGAACUCCUCUCUCUGAGUCAGGUGUUAGGGAGUUGGGUGUGUGUCCUUUCCUGCUGGGUUAUCCCUUCUGCUGUAGCUUGGGCUGACAGGGCUGGCUGUGGUCUGGCAGUGUUCUGGGUUUCAUCUGAGGCUCCAGCCCAGGAGCUCGUUUGGGUUCAGGUCACGCCCGGGAGUUCUGUGGCCACGUGUGUGGGACUGGAACCUGUUGGCAAAGGGCUUUGCUGUGUGGGGUCUGUGCUUUGGGGGUCUGUGCUUUGGGGGGUCUGUGCUUUGGGGGUCUGUGCUUUGGGGGGUCUGUGCUUUGGGGGUCUGUGCUCUGGGGGUUCCAUCAUUCAGGAGAGUGCAGUGCACAGUGAGACCUCCCAACAGCCUGCAAGGCAAAGCAGCAGGGAGAGGGAGCCUGACCCUGCCAGGACAGAUCUUUACAGGUCUCAAGGGAGUUCUCAGGCUGAAUGGUGUGCUCAUGCUGUCUCUGUUCUCAGAUUUAUUUCAGAACUGGAAGCCAGAGUGAGGGAGCAUCCUGGGGACCCAGGAACGUGAUAGGGAUGGGGUUUUUUGUUUUUGGUUUUUCCUUCUGUUUUUGUCUUGUUUAACUGUGUGUGACUCUUAGUACAGUGAUGAUAUUCCUUUGUUAUGCAAUGAUGAUAAAGCACUUCCAGUGUGUGGAUAAAGCUGCUUGUCCUGCACGAGGGCUCCUCACACUGCAGCUAAGCUGAUCUCAAGAAUUAGGUUAAUUCUAAGCAUUAAGUUAUUGCUGCCAUCACCACUAUAAUGACAGUGGAACCUCUGAGGAGAUGGAGUGAUUGAGGUGGUGGUAGGUUGUGACACACUGAGGGCAUUUUAACUUUCAUCUGUUUCUUUUUUUUUAACUAGAAGUAAACUAGUUUUCUAAGUCUUUGCUUUGGAUAAGCCAGAGGAUGAACCAAGUGGAUUUAGGCAUUGCACAAAUCAUGAUUGAGGGAUCUUCCUUCAAAAGCAGGAAGAGACAGAUGCAUAUUUUAUACAGAGCUUGAAGUGUUUCAGUUGUUGCAUAAAUGUCAUUCUUCUUCCUUAAAACUCCAAGCAGCUUCUGGUGACUUGAGGUCUGAGUGGAUAACAGAUCAUCAGAAGAGCACAAGUCUUGUUUUAAGCAUCAGCAUCUCUUAAAGCUGCGUAAUCUGUGGCAAACCAGGUCCUUGUUGUGUGAGUUCAAAUGGGUAUUGAUGUUUUCAGGUCUGGCACAAAGGCAAAGUUUUUCUGCAAUUACUGAAGCCUGCUUUGAGACAUUUGGGUUUCCCUACUUUAAACUGGACUGAAACCAAAACAAGUUGUCUUCAAGGAGAUAACAAACCAAACAAAUAAACAAAAAAGUGAAUUUCCAUUCACUUCAAAGCUUAGCCCAGUUAGAAAUUUCUUUUGGAAGCAGACUGAGGAAGGCAGAAUGUGCUGAGUUGCCUUGUGGUGACAAGUGCCCGUUGUUGGCCACCUGCUGUGUGUGUGCAGUCCCAGGGUCAGGCAGCUCUGGGGACUCGGCCUCUGCAGAGGAGGCUCCUGCUGGGGCUGCCAGCCCACAGGACACACACUGCGGGGAGCCCGGGCGUUCCCUGGGGAGAGCCCGCAGCACUCUGCUGUGUUUGGGUUUUUAUGUUGGAAGGAGAAAAACUGUCCCUUUUGUCCAUUGAAAAUUAUGUUGGAUCAUGCUGGGUAUUUUAAAGUUAAGCUAAACCUCCUAUACUGUUUUAGAAAUGCACUUUAAGUCCGUUUUUAAAGAAGAUUCCUGUACUCUGAAGAGAAGGGAGUUCUAUUUCCAGACUGCUGAGAAAAGGUUUUUUUGUCAAUGUCUAAUAGUCCUUAUUACUGAUUAGCAUGGUAUUUCAAAGCAAAGACUUUACUUUUUGCUGCUUGUUACCUAAUUUACAGGGAUUUAAUUUUAUGUAAUGUAUUGUAUAUUUAUACAUCUGUAAUUAAUUGCACAUUAGAUAAGAGGAUGAGCUCUGGUCUAACAGGCACUGCCUGCAGUGGGGCUGGGCUGGGAUUGCUGGAGAUGCUGAGCAGGGAGGGUCCUGCUGCUGGCAGGGUUUGCUGCUGUCCCCACGCGGGGCUGGCGUGGGCAUCUCUCUGUUGUGGUUACUCACCAGUCUGUGCUCUGGCUGUAGUGUCUGUAGCAGGAUGUAUUAACUUCGUGCUUCCUUGUUUAAAAACAUCUGUUCAAGAACAGGACUGACUUUUGUUCAGAAGGCCAUUUAUGUGUUCUGUGUAUUUGAAAUCAAAACUAGUCCAACACUAACCAGAUGAUUGUGUCCAAUGUUAUUUGGAACAGGAUUUAAAUUGCUGGGAUCAGCUGUGUAUUCAGAAAACUGGUGUGGAGCUCCCAAGUCUUCAGUUGUUAAUGUUGCCCCUGAGCAGUGCUGAAUUCACCUCCUGCUUGCCUGGAGCCAGGGACUGGAGGCAGAGGGAGUCCUGAGUGAUCAGCACUUGCCAGGAUCAGCUCUGAAUUUCCCACUUUGCUUGUUCAUACUUCAUGUGCAGUUGGUUUUGGCUCCCGAAUUUGGCCGUCAGACGUGCUCUGCACUGGAACACAUCCCUGGGAAUUGCCUCUGUGCACAAGGUACACGCUGUGUAAGUGGCCUUCUCGAACAAAUCUCUUUGCAAACUGAUUUCAUCCCAGCGAAGGAGUGUAUCAGCAACACUGUACAUUAAUUUCAGGUUUUCAUUUUCUUAUUUUAUUUUGUAAAUAUAUCAGAUAUUUGGAGCUUGAGUAUACAAAAUGUAAAUAUAGUUCAUGUAUUUGUACUAAUUCUGACCCAUUUGCUGUAUAGCCUUAGGUGUGCAAUGCAGAUAUCUAACUGUGUAUGGUAACCUUGCACCACUGAAUUGUUAGUGAACGAGGUGAAACAAUAAAGGUACAACCAGUGCAUUAGCAGAUAGAA
Messenger RNA from Catharus ustulatus (Swainson's thrush), 10048 nucleotides. RefSeq names its product kinesin family member 1B (gene KIF1B). The record is from RefSeq and is a predicted model, not a curated record. Lineage: Eukaryota; Metazoa; Chordata; Aves; Passeriformes; Turdidae. The coding region runs from base 321 to 5774 and encodes 1817 amino acids. Gene Ontology annotation, biological process: microtubule-based movement. Gene Ontology annotation, molecular function: microtubule motor activity; microtubule binding; ATP binding. The transcript has 49 exons.